This is a messenger RNA of Purpureocillium lilacinum, 1230 nucleotides long. Lineage: Eukaryota; Fungi; Ascomycota; Sordariomycetes; Hypocreales; Ophiocordycipitaceae. The record is from RefSeq and is a predicted model, not a curated record.
AUGCAGCUGCAGAAUCCGCUCUACAUCCGCGCGUCGAGUCACCGAACGAAUGUCGAGUACUUGGUUCAAAGAGUUGGCAACGGCCGCGGCGUCACGGAAGUGAUACGGCGGGCCAAGGCCCGGCUCGGACUGACGACAAAAGGUGGUGGCGGCGGCAAGGGGAUCGUCUACUGCGCGACUCACGCCAAGUGCCAGAUGUUGGCCCUCCAGCUAAAGUGCCACUACUACCACGGCACUCCAGACGACGCCGACGCCCACUUCCUCGCCCAACGGGAGGAGGGGUUCCAGGCGUGGUUGCGCGGGGAUAGCCCAUACAUCGUCGCCACGUCCGCCCUCGGUACCGGCAUAGACGUGCCCGGCAUCACGCACGUCAUCCACUUCGGUGCGCCAUACAGCAUCAUCGACUACGCGCAGGAGGCCGGGCGCGCGGGCAGGGCGGGGGAGCGCGUGGAGGCGGUCAUCGUCGUGGAGGAAAGGGACUGGCCAACCGAGGACCCGAAGAGGGAGGCUACGCUUGAGCUGAAGACGCGCGAGGUCAAUGCCCUGAUUCGGACCAGCGGCUGCCGACGGAGCGUCCUAGGCCGGUGUCUCGACAAUGACCUGCGCGACUGUGAUCGCAUAGACGCGGUGCCCUGUGACAACUGCCAACGCGAGAAGCUCCAGUGGAAGAGCGAGCUGUCGUCUCAAGGCCAGAUCAUGUCGGAGGCAUUCGUGAAGAAGGUUUCUCGCGGCAUGCAGCUUCUCCAGUCCGCACUCGAGACCGUGGCGGAGCUGCAGAGCAUGGCCUGCGUCAUAUGCUGGAUGUUCGAGGGCUCGGGCGCGGCCAACCAUAAGUGGGGCGUGUGCAACGAGCUCGACGACGGCCUCAGCUUCUCCAAGUGCAUGGAGUUCCAGAGGGGCAUCAACUAUCGUCGCGAUCCGCAGGCGGCGUUCCUCAGCUGCUAUUUCUGCCACGUGUCGCAGCAGAUCUGCACUGAAGGCUAUCAAACGCGGGGAGAGUCUUGUCGACGGAAACACGUUGUCAUACCCGUGGCGUACGCCGCCAGCACGGACGACGAGCUCUGGGGCAUGGUGCAGGAGCUUGCGGGCCAGAAGAUCAGCAACGGGGAGGAUUAUUGCGCGUGGCUAGGUCGGAAGCACGGAAAGCUGGUCUGUGGGCAGGAGAUGACGAACGCGAUGGCCGUGUUCAACCUGGUAGUGGAGUGGCGCGAGGGGCGCAAGAUACGAUAG